AUUUCAGUGUCAACAUAACGCAACAAACCUCCAACAGCUCAGGACAGUUUUCUGGGGCCCCAUGAGUGUGAGGAGUCAGUCGGUGAAGGAGAGGCUCCCCUCAUGGCUCUGUUCCCCGGCCGCCUGCCGCCGCUCGCUGUCUCCCCCUCGGCUCUGAGCCUCUCCGGAACCCCGCUGAUCUACCUGUACGGAGGGGACAGCACCUUGAGCCUGGUUCCGGGGUCCCAGGAGCCCCCCCAGAAGCCUCCUUACAGCUACAUCGCGCUCAUCGCCAUGGCCAUCAGGAGCGCGCCCGGGCAGCGCGCCACGCUCAGCGGCAUCUACCAGUUCAUCAUGGAUCGGUUCCCUUUCUACCAGGACAACAAGCAGGGCUGGCAGAACUCCAUCCGGCACAACCUGUCGCUGAACGACUGCUUCAUCAAGCUGCCCAGAGAGAAGGGCCGGCCGGGGAAGGGCAGCUACUGGACCCUGGACUCCAGCUGUCUGGAUAUGUUUGAAAACGGAAACUACCGCCGCAGGAAGAGGAGGGCCAAGAGCCAGCAGGACUCGCCAGACUCCAAAGAUCCUGGAUCGAGACGCGCCAAAGUGUCCGCGUCGUCCAGGGGAACUCUGAACUCUGAUUGGCGGACAGCAACGGCGCCAAAUAAAGAGCCGAACACAGAACCGGUUCUUUUAAAGUUCACCCAGCAGAAUCCAGCCGCACAGAGACAAAAAGCUCAUAUUUCCACGGAACCCCACGCUGAUCCAGGAUCGGCUCAGCGCGCCAACCUGCCCGCUGCCGCACAGCAAACACCGAGAGCGAACGAACAGAGGACGGACAGGUCCAAAGGGUUCACCAUCGACAGCAUCCUAUCCAAAAAUCAAGACGAAGCGCGCAGCCGCGUCCUGGACAUUUCAGCGGAGAGUCUGUGCGCGCCCCCGCUCAUCAGUGCGCAUCCCCAUCACCUGGUCCAGGUGGGACUCCCCUUCUGCUCCUACCUGUCUCUCACCUGCUCGGACUCAGCGCUGCGCUUCCACUGAAGGGGAGAGGGCAAAAACAGUCAAGGAUUUUUACGCACAGAUGCGUAAAAGUUUGCCAAUGAAAGCUGUAUUUACCCAGAAACCGCAAGAUCUGCGCCAUUUUUAUUACGUUCAUCACCAUCAUCAGCAUUUAAACAAUACAGCAGAACAACAGGCAGAAAGACAGGCGUAAUUACUGAGUGUUUUUGUUCAUGUGUGACUUCUUGUUUCUUUGAUUGUUGCAGAUAAAAAACGUUUAAAUGCAUUUUUUGUUGUACUUUAACACGACAGGGCAUGGAGAUGCCAAACAAUGUGAGGAUUAACUUUACUGGACGCUGUAACCAAAACAUAUAAACUGAUCAGCUCUGCCUUGGAAUGUUGCAAAAAUAAAGUUCAGGUAGAGA
Poecilia reticulata (guppy) is the source of this 1403-nucleotide messenger RNA. RefSeq names its product forkhead box L1 (gene foxl1). Gene Ontology annotation, biological process: anatomical structure morphogenesis; cell differentiation; regulation of transcription by RNA polymerase II. NCBI's taxonomy places the organism in Eukaryota, Metazoa, Chordata, Actinopteri, Cyprinodontiformes, Poeciliidae. Gene Ontology annotation, molecular function: RNA polymerase II cis-regulatory region sequence-specific DNA binding; DNA-binding transcription factor activity, RNA polymerase II-specific. The record is from RefSeq and is a predicted model, not a curated record.